AGCCAGUUUGUAACGGUACUUUGGACGAAGUGGUUAUUAUACAGUUGUUAUUUGUUAUCAAUAACAUAAACACGAACACUAUAAAAUUUAUCCGAAUAUUGCAAGGUCUUUAUUAUCUUAUCGUUGCUAUAAAUCGAUUGUGAUUAAUCGAAGAUUGUUUCAAAAAGCCGCGAGAUGUGUUAUUCGGUCAACAUUUAAGUUCUGAAUUUUUGAUAGUUUGUACAGUUCUGUAUAGUUUUUAAUGAAAAUGACUUCGCAACAGAGAGAAACUACUGUCUCCAUGCCCCUUACUCCGACCAGAUCCGAUUUAUAUUGGCAAAGAAUAUUUAACAAGUACGACAGAGACAACGAUGGGAAGAUAUCAUACGGAGAGUUAAAAAAUAUAAUAGAAUCCCGAGAAUAUGAUCAUGAUCUACCAGAUAAUGUUGUGGAGAAGAUAAUGGCGUUGGCAGACAGUGAUAACUCCGGAUACCUCGAGUUUGCAGAGUUUGUGGAAAUGAUGCACAAUCCCGACCUUAAAGCGGUAUUUGGACACUUCGUUGCCAGAUAUGUGCAUUCAAUAAUACCGCAUAGAGAUCCUGUUGAUACCACAGGAACGUGGCCAGGAUUCAGAGCGGUGUCGACGUCGGAUAGCGUCCCAACCCGUAGCAAAGCCUACUUCACUUACACAGACGGUACAUACGAGGAGGAGUAUAGCUGCUGGCCGCCCGCCGUCUGCAUGAUUAUCAUCUCCUUGGUGGAGAUUGUAUUGUUCUGCUAUGACGCUGCUCAAGGAAAGACUGACGCUACCGGACCUAUCGCCCAGAUGUUCAUCUACAAUCCACAUAAAAGACAAGAGGCUUGGCGAUUCUUGACCUAUAUGUUGGUGCAUGUUGGUGUGGUGCAUCUUCUAGUCAAUCUACUAGUGCAGUUGUUCUUGGGUGUGCCGCUGGAGAUGGUGCACCGCUGGUGGCGAGUGGUGCUGGUCUACCUGGCCGGGGUGGCGGCAGGCAGCCUCGCUACCAGCCUCACUGACCCCAAGGUUUACCUGGCAGGAGCCUCGGGUGGAGUCUACGCGUUGAUUGCUGCACAUGUCGCUACUAUUAUUAUGAACUGGUCAGAAAUGGAGUUUGCGAUAGUGCAGUUGUUAGUGUUUGUGUUGCUGGCCAGUGUGGACGUUGGCACGGCGGUGUAUGACCGCUACUGGCGUCAUAUGCAGCAGAACAUUGGCUACGUGGCGCAUCUUGCGGGCGCAGUCGCUGGUCUAUUAGUAGGUAUAGGAGUUUUACGUAAUCUAGAAAAGCGAAAAUGGGAGAAGAGACUAUGGUGGGCGGCGGUCGUUCUCUACUUCUCUCUUAUGAUAGCAGGAGUUUUAGCCAACAUCUUCUGGUAUUCGCAUUUCCAGUGAAAAAAAAACGCAAUUAAAAAAAUUAUGUACAAUUACUCAACCAAAAACUAUCAAUAGACCAAAAAUACUGUUGUUUUUACAUAUAAAAUGCUUCAUGUUCCCAAAUAUUACCAUGUAACUGAGAUUAUUUUUAUAUGGCAACAUUUAAAACUAACCUUAAAUAAUUUGGUAGGAUUUACAACAAAAUGUUUGCCUAACUAUGAAAUGGAUAGAAAAAUCUUAAACCGAUAUUCCAAAAUAAUUAUCAAAUUGUUUAUAUUUUUCUUUUAUUUUAAAAUGUAAUUUUAAUUGACAUAAAACAAAGUGAAGUGUUCAAAGUAAGGUUGAAGUCUAUGCCUUGACAUGCAUAAUCGAAGUGCCUUUGUAUUCUAUAUUUAUGUGUUUGUUUUGAAAUGUGCGUGUGUUUGUAUUGCGUUAUUUAAUGAAUAAUUCGUUUUUAAGUAAUUUAUAAAAAUAUACAUGUAAUUAAAUAGGUAUCUAAAAAAUAACA
This is a messenger RNA of Papilio polytes (common Mormon), 1877 nucleotides long. RefSeq names its product rhomboid-related protein 2 (gene rho-4). Gene Ontology annotation, molecular function: calcium ion binding; serine-type endopeptidase activity. Gene Ontology annotation, cellular component: membrane. The record is from RefSeq and is a predicted model, not a curated record. The coding region runs from base 242 to 1387 and encodes 381 amino acids. The transcript has 7 exons. Lineage: Eukaryota; Metazoa; Arthropoda; Insecta; Lepidoptera; Papilionidae.